Molecule: messenger RNA, 2443 nt
Organism: Pelodiscus sinensis (Chinese soft-shelled turtle)
Lineage: Eukaryota; Metazoa; Chordata; Testudines; Trionychidae
Source: RefSeq, a predicted model, not a curated record
CAGCCCUGUCCAGGGAGGUUGAAGUGCUCUCCUACUGGUUUUUAAAUGUUACCAUUCUUUGUGUCUGAUUUAUGUACAUAUAUUGUUUUGCAUAGAGACAGUCCGUAUUAAAAUAUAUGGAAUAGGAAUCAAAUAGGAAUUGAAUGAUAGAAUGAAUCAGUGUUACAAAUACGGUAUUAUUAGUCUAAAGAUACACACAGUGUUUCUAUAAAGCUGUGGAUAAUAUACUCACACCCAUUCUUUUUAACCUGGUGGUAAGAGACAAAGGACCAGGCUUGCUUCCAGCAUGCUUGGACAGUUCAGGUACAGGUGCCUCAGUUCUCGGGUGGGAAACACUGAAGCUAAUGUGAAGAACUAUUAAAGCUCAGUUUAUUUAAACUAAUUAUUUAAACCUACAAUAAACUAAAUGAGCAUUAGAAAGACAAUAUUUAGAGACAAAGUUUAGAGACUAAUCUUAAUGCCUAAAUAGUCCACCUCCCUCAUAAGUUGAUUUUGCUAUCUAGAUAAUAAGUGUAGGUCCUAGACAUAUAUAAGCCGAACUGUGUUAUCUGGGUGAAAAAUACGAAUAUUGCCUUAGCUCAGCAUAUACGAUCUGUCCUGUAGGUCCCUUGCAGAAUAGCAAAAUAACUUUACUAUAAAAUUACUAUAAUGAACAAAUAAUUAAACCAUACAUUUAUAUAAGAAAAUAAAUGUAUCUAUAAGCAAGCAAAGCAGGUUAGCCCUACAGGCUACAUUACUGAAUUCCUGAAAAACAGUGUAUACUGCUUAUAAAAGUUAACAUGAAUCCUAGAGAAUUGAAAAACUUUGCAAUUUGUGUGAGAUUGCCUCUCUUGUUAUCAGAAGGUUCUUAUAUAAAUUCCAUUUUGAGAGAGAGAAAGUGUGUGCACAUGGUCCCUAAAAGUACUUGACACUGUGUUAGAAUCUGAAGUGGUGUAAAACCAUGUAGUUCUUCUGACUUCAGUGAAGCUACGGCAUUUUGUAUCAGCUGAGAACAUGGCACGUUAAAUACUCAUUAUCUUAUAUGAUCUUUCUUUCGUGUUUUAUCUUACAGGUUCUGAACCAUGGAUUCAGACCUCAGUAAAGCAAACACCAACUUUGCACUCAGCCUAUUCAAAGAGCUGAGUGAAAAUGCCAAUACACAGAAUUUAUUCUUUUCUCCUUUGAGUAUCUCCUCUGCUUUGGCCAUGGUUUUUUUGGGUGCAAAAGGUAACACUGCAGCCCAGAUGGCAAAGGUGCUUUCUUUGGUCAAACCUGAAGAGAUUCAUGAUGGGUAUCAGUCACUUAUUUCUGAAAUUAACAGACCAGGCACUAAGUAUGCGCUUAAGAUUGCCAACCGGCUCUAUGGGGAUAAGACUUGUCAAAUUCUUACAACAUUUAUAGAUUCUUGCCAGGAAUUCUACUAUGCAGAGGUAGAACGAGUUGACUUCUGUGGAGAUGCAGAAGAUUCCAGAAAACAUAUAAACGCCUGGGUAGAAGAAAAAACUGAAGGUAAAAUCCAGAAUCUGCUGGCUCAGGGUGUUGUUGAUUCCAUGACCCGACUAAUCUUGGUGAACGCCAUGUACUUCAAAGGCAAUUGGGCAACUCCAUUCGACAAAUAUGGGACAGUGGAAAUGGAAUUUAAAAUUAACAAGGACGAAAGCAAACCAGUGCAAAUGAUGUUCAAGAGAGAUGAAUUUAAGAUGGGAUACAUAGCAGACUUUCAGACCAAAGUCCUUGAGCUCCCUUAUGUUGAUAAUGAGACUAGUAUGAUUAUCCUGCUUCCUGAUGAAAUCCAAGAUAAUUCCACUGGCCUGGAACAGCUGGAAAGAGAACUUACCGGUGAGAAACUUGCAAAGUGGAUAAAUCUAGAGAAGAUGGACGUCACUACAGUGGAGGUGUCUUUACCCAGAUUUAAAUUGGAGCAAACUUACAAUUUGAAGCCUGUACUGAGAAGCAUGGGAAUGACUGAUAUAUUUGAUGAAACGAAGGUGGAUUUAUCUGGAAUGUCGGCCAAGAAUGACCUUGUUCUGUCUGAGGCUGUUCACAAGUCAUUUGUGGAGGUGAAUGAAGAAGGCACCGAGGCAGCAGCUGCUACUGGAGUAGCGUUCAUGUUCUGUUGUUUAUGGACUGGACCACGGUUCACUGCUGACCAUCCUUUCAUCUUCUUUCUCCGGCACACCACCACUGGCAACAUCCUGUUCUAUGGCAGAUUUUGUUCCCCCUAAAAAGAAAAAUUGCAACAUAUAUGUUUUAUGGUACAUAGAGCAACCCUAAACACCCUUCUCUCUUGUGCCUGAAAUAGCUUUUUGUUGUCCUCCAGUCAAAUGUAAGGAACAAUUCUGAAUAUCAAGAUCAUUUAAGAAUGUCUGUUCCAAAGGGUAACACUUAAAAUAUCACUUGACACAGUUCACUGGAAAAUGUCACUUGUUUCCUAUAUAUCUAAAUAAAGGAUUCUUUAGCGUGA